CCCCCUCCCCCCGGGGUCCAGGGGUUCGCGUGCCCGGGGGGCUUCGUCUUUGCUCCGCUCUUCCGCUUCGCUGGCAGGGGACCCUCCCGGCCGCCUCGGCUUCUCCCGACUCUGUUGGAAAACCGGUGGGGGGGCUCAGAAGGCAGGAUGCGGCCCCUGAGUUCCGAGUCCCCGUCCGCAGCCCCCGGGAGGGGUGUGUGCUCCGUGGCGGGGAGUGAGCUCCCCGGCCUGGGAGUGUGUAAGCCCAGGAUGUAAGGCCAAGAGCCCAGGUUUCCACCGGCGGGCCGAGGCCACUCCCUGCGGCUCCGCGCUCUGAUCUUACCAGCAGUUAGGUAUCCAUCCCCGGCGUCUUCACAGUCCAGGGCAGGUGCUGGACUCCGUGUCCACGAAGGACCUUCCGUCCUGACGGCCCAGCUGGGAGCCCUCUGUCCUCAUCAUUUCCUGGUGCAUACUGCGCCAGCGCGCUGCCCCUCAGAUUGCGGAGGCGGACGGGGUCCCUCCGUUCAGAUGAGGACCCCGAGGCCCAGGGAGAUAGCCAGGGAGAGGAGGACUCGGACCCAGGCCCCUGAUCACCGGGCCGCGCUGCUUCCCCCAGAGCCGUGUCCCCUCCGGGACUCAGUUCCUCCUCUGUGACGUGGGCACAUCACGCUCUGCCUCGUAGAGGCUCUGCAAGCAUUCUGUGAGGCAAGGGCUGUAAAGUGUUCCGUGUAGCAAGCAGCGCCCUGCACCUAGUAGGUGCUCAGAAUACGAACUGCUUUAUUUUCCGAUUGUCCAGUGAAGCUGUUUUCCAUGAUCCACACCUGCCUUCCGCAUAUCUCCCAGCUCAGACUCCCGUGCCCGAGCAGCUAAUACAGAAGGCCCGAGGCCGCCGUCCCGGCUGGCUUGCCAGGUUGGACCUUAGCUGGCAUCUGGGAACUGGAAUCUCAGGAUGGUUCCCUUGCUUACACUCUUUGUACGAACACCAUGGGUCAUGCUGAGCACCGGCCGUCCUUCUGGGGUCUGGAACAUUGGAAGCUGCGAGGCAGAGGGGCCAGAAAUACUACCCGCCCGACUUUGACCCGUCAAAGAUCCCCAAACUCAAGCUCCCCAAAGAUCGGCAGUAUGUGGUGCGGUUGAUGGCUCCCUUCAACAUGAGGUGUAAGACGUGCGGAGAGUACAUCUACAAGGGCAAGAAGUUCAACGCGCGGAAGGAGACAGUGCAGAACGAGGCCUACCUGGGCCUGCCCAUCUUCCGCUUCUACAUCAAGUGCACACGAUGCCUGGCAGAGAUCACCUUCAAGACAGACCCCGAGAACACAGACUACACCAUGGAGCACGGAGCCACACGGAACUUCCAGGCGGAGAAGCUCCUGGAGGAGGAGGAGAAGAGGAUGCAGAAGGAGCGGGAGGACGAGGAGCUGAACAACCCCAUGAAGGUGCUGGAGAACCGGACCAAGGACUCGAAGCUGGAGAUGGAGGUUCUGGAGAACCUGCAGGAGCUCAAGGACCUGAACCAGCGGCAGGCGCACGUGGACUUCGAGGCCAUGUUGCAGCAGCACCGCCUGUCAGAGGAGCAGCGGGAGGAGCAGGAGCGGGAGGAGGACGAGCGGGAGGCGGCGGCCUUGGUGGAGGAGGCACGCAGACGCCGGCUGCUGGAGGACUCCGAUUCGGAGGAGGACGCGCCUGCUCCCGCCGCACCACGGCUGGCCCUCCGGCCCAAGCCCACCGCCAUCCUGGAUGAGGCCCCAAAAGCCAAGAGGAAGGCGGAGAGCUGGGAGCGGAGUGUUGGCACCCUCGGCAGCAGGCCCCAGCUGUCAGGCCUAGUCGUGGUGAAGAGAACAGACCUCGGUUGCAGCGCCCAGGAGGGCCUGGCGCCGUCACCCACCACCCAGGGCCCCGUGCAGAGCGGGAAGCCAGCCGACCCUGCACCCUGGGCGCCCGGCGCCUCCUCCCUGAGCCAGCUGGGGGCCUAUUCGGACAGCGAGGACAGCAGCGGCAGCAACUGAGACCCCAGGCCCUUCCCCAGGUCAAGGUCCCGUGUCCAGCUUCAGCUGACGGUGGGGCAGGAUGCCUUGGCACCAACCAGAGCCACGCAUGACUGGACAAACCCCGACGUCCUCUGAGGCGGCAGGGCCAGUGAGGGCUUUGGCCGACUCGGGUUCUCCUGUCCCCCCACCUGCUGGCCCUCAGGGACCUCGGGGUCCCCAGCUCACAGUGCCGCCCUCCUGGCCCUCCAUUCGGGGCUGUGGCCUCCCUGGAACAGUGCUCAGCUCCCGGCAGGCCUCGUGGUCGUCCCUUUGACAGCCGCAAGGGCUCGGCCGUGUUUGGGGGGAGGCACGCAGGAGAACACACCCACCCCUUAUUAGCGCUGCCCCCUCCGGCCACAAAACCCGCAAGCCAAUGAAAGGAACCACUGUCUGGCCUGGGCCCCUGUUCCGCCAGCUUCUGGGGACGGCCACGGAACCACACAAUGUGGCCAAUCUGGCCUCUGGUUCUCGCAAGCUGUGAGGUGGUAAAGGCUCGUUGAUUAGUGGGUGUUUGGGGAGAAUUUGUUAUGUAGCAGUAGAUCGCCAGUAUGUCGUUGGUCACGUGACCAGGAAAUCGAUUCUGAGGCUCACGUUCUUUCAAGGUUGCCAGACUUCAACUCCGGUAUAAUUUUCUCCCACUUCACAGUUUUCUCGUUGAAGGUUUUAUGCUCCCGCCAGACUCCUUCAGCACAUGCCCCCCCAGCUCUGCUCCCCCCCUCCCGGGGUCGCCAGCCUCAGCCCUCCUCUCUCUCUCUCUCUCAAGCACACUCACAUUUGUUUGGCAUUUGGUAAUGAGGCUUUGUGCUUCUUGCUAUCAGAGUUUGGGAGAUGAGAAGCCCCCACUUUGGGGAUCCACUUUCCUGCAAUGAUUUCUGUGCUUAAGUAGGACUGGAAGAAGCAGACUAGGAUCCAGCCAGGCCCCCGGGUCCUCACCUCGCAGCUCCGGGCCUUGAAGACAGGCCCCGGGGCCCUGGUUCUGAAACGCUGAUGGUGGAGGGGCUGUGAAUCGGUGCCGCGUGCGGGGGGGCCAGCACACCGCGGCCUCUUUUCCCCAAGGUCAGAGUCAGGGUCGCACACGGUGCCUGCAAGGAGUCUGUUCAGACCGGCGGCCAGAGGAAAGCAUCCAGCCGAAGAAGCGCUUGUGGAAGAGAUGAGGCGUGGGGCCCCCGUUCACUCUGAUCCCUUCUUGCAGACUGUUCCCUGAGCUCUUGUCGCUUGUCACCGUGUGUGCGUGCCAUCUGUUAACUCUUCUUUACUAAAGAUUAUGAACUCCGUUCUAAAACACAGAUGAGCAAGCUACGGUUGGUGGACCAAAGCCGGCCCACAGCCUAGUUUGUGAACCAAGUUUUGUUGGCACGGCGACGUGCCCGUUUGCGUGUAACGCGUGGCCGCUGCGCUCUGCAGUGACGGAGCCAACGGGCUCACCGUCGGGUCCCUGAUAGAGAAAGGUUGUCUGCCCCCCGCCUGGGUCGCCCAGCUCUGCCCUUCCUGCUCCCCACGGCCCCCGGGAAAGGUGCCGACACCCCCUCACCCCAAGCUGCGCUCUCCUCAGCAUGGCACGGGAUGAGGCACACGGGAUCCGCUCAGUGAGGGAAACAGCUGACGUUCGAGAAGUCCUUGCCGCUUGCCUGACCUGUGCUGAGCUGUGCAGAUUCACUCGUUUGAGUUUCCCAAAGCAAGUUGCUUGCUAAAAAAAAAAAGGAUAGGAUUUAUAUACAAAAUAUAUAUUAAAAUAUGUAUAAAAUUUAUAUGUGUAAUACAUAUUGUAAAAUUUAUAAUGUAUAUAAUGUUGAUAUGGUUUAUAUAUAAAAUGUAUGAAUUACACAUAAUUUAUAUAAUACCUAUUUAUUACACAUUAUUUUAUUU
Mirounga angustirostris (Northern elephant seal) is the source of this 3872-nucleotide messenger RNA. It is a transcript of the gene YJU2, whose product is annotated as YJU2 splicing factor homolog. Lineage: Eukaryota; Metazoa; Chordata; Mammalia; Carnivora; Phocidae. Gene Ontology annotation, biological process: mRNA splicing, via spliceosome. The record is from RefSeq and is a predicted model, not a curated record. Bases 1116 to 1985 code for a protein of 289 amino acids. The transcript is spliced from 8 exons. Gene Ontology annotation, cellular component: U2-type catalytic step 1 spliceosome.